Gastrolobium bilobum is the source of this 768-nucleotide messenger RNA. RefSeq names its product ethylene-responsive transcription factor ERN3-like. The record is from RefSeq and is a predicted model, not a curated record. Bases 71 to 742 code for a protein of 223 amino acids. Gene Ontology annotation, molecular function: DNA-binding transcription factor activity; DNA binding. Gene Ontology annotation, biological process: regulation of DNA-templated transcription. Lineage: Eukaryota; Viridiplantae; Streptophyta; Magnoliopsida; Fabales; Fabaceae. The transcript has a single exon.
ACAUACAUACAUACAUACACAUAUAUUUAUGUUUGUGUUUUGGCUAACUUGAUUGCAUUUGUAUCAAUCAAUGGAUAAGGAGGAGGAGAGAUUCAGAGAGAAACUGAAGAUAAAGAGCAAGUCCAAGUUUGUUGGGGUGAGACAAAGAGCUUCUGGGAAAUGGGCUGCAGAGAUCAAAGACACAUCAAAGAAGAUUAGAAUGUGGCUUGGAACCUAUCAAACUGCUGAGGAAGCUGCUAAAGCUUAUGAUGAGGCUGCUUUCCUCCUUCGAGGUUCAAACACUCGCACCAACUUCUCUACUCAUGCAAUUGCUGCUAAUUCUCCUAUCUCUCUCAAACUCAGAAACCUCCUUGAUCGUAAAGGCAUCUCAAAUCAAAUUCAAAUUCAAAACCAGUCCACUGUCCAAGGUUCUUCUACUGCACCUAGUUCAAAUGGUAGUGCCAUUAACAGCAUCAUGGUCACCAAAGACAACUCUGCAUGUAGCAAUGAAGUUGAUUCUUUGUUUUGGGUUCAGAACCAAGUCUCUGAUAAUCCAUAUGGGAUAGAUAUGAAUAUGAUAAACUGCUCGAUUGGUAUUGCACCAAAUACAUCACAGUUUGAUUAUUCUUGGCCAUUAGCCCAUCAAAGGAUUAGCGAGUUACCAAUACCAAAAGAUGGUUUGAAUGAAUGCUAUGUGGAGGAUACAUAUAAGUAUGAAUAUGAUGUCAAUUAUCCUCUCUCCAAUUUUUUCUGCUUCACUUGAUGUCUAUCUUGCUAUCCCUUCUUAAU